Suhomyces tanzawaensis NRRL Y-17324 is the source of this 290-nucleotide messenger RNA. RefSeq lists its product as uncharacterized. Lineage: Eukaryota; Fungi; Ascomycota; Pichiomycetes; Serinales; Debaryomycetaceae. The transcript has a single exon. Bases 36 to 233 code for a protein of 65 amino acids. The record is from RefSeq and is a predicted model, not a curated record.
UUCGCGUAAAUAGCCGCCUGUUGCAAAUCCCAAACAUGCUGGAAGGCCGCAUUUCUGGAUCAAAUAGUGCCACUGGAGCUGAGAGGCGCGAGUCGCAUACCACGAUGCUCCUCGUGUCUACCUCGCCCUCUGAAAGACCAUCUAGACCUGGUGGUUUGUUCCUUCGAUGCUGGUGGAAUGGGUUAAGGAUAUUUUCAAAUGCGUGGGUUGAAACUCGCACUGACAAGGCCUAGCCUACGUCUGGGGAACCAUUCACACUUCGUCUAAAUGGACUCGGAACAUGAGUAAUG